This is a messenger RNA of Armigeres subalbatus, 580 nucleotides long. RefSeq lists its product as uncharacterized. The transcript is spliced from 4 exons. The record is from RefSeq and is a predicted model, not a curated record. NCBI's taxonomy places the organism in Eukaryota, Metazoa, Arthropoda, Insecta, Diptera, Culicidae. The coding region runs from base 50 to 580 and encodes 176 amino acids.
UAAUUUAUUUUACCUGUGGCAACGAGUUAAACAAGAUGUAGUGGAGGAAAUGUAUUCAAAAGUCAACAUUUCGGCAAACACAGAAUACGAUUGUUUCCGAGGAUUUGAGGAUUCUGAUCUCGAAGCUGAACGACGUAAAAUUCAUGACAUGUACCAACUAACAAGCAAUCCAGAGCAUUUGAUUGAUGACAUCGAGAAUAACUUGAUGACCGAAAAGACAAUAGAUGAUACUGUUGGUACCGAUGUGUUGAACGAUAACCAACGUUCCAUACAUGCAACAAUUUCCAACAUCGCUCUUGAUGAGUCUCCGACUGUGACGAAGGAGAACAUGCAUUUGUCCUAUGAAGAACCAGAGUACGGCAUCGAGGAUGAUUUUUUUGAUAAAGCCUUCCGUAUUCCCGGUACUGUAAAAAAUAUUCUUAAACCCAAGCAAAAUCGACAACGGCCACCUGCUGUUGCGACUAGUGAAAAAACGAAAGCUGGAGGAAAAAUCUGUAAAACGCAAAAAACGCAAAACUUUACAAAACGGGACAAAUUAAGUAAGAAAAGUAUCUGUAAUAAUUCGAUACUAUUUUCUUAA